This is a messenger RNA of Bactrocera oleae (olive fruit fly), 6168 nucleotides long. RefSeq names its product transcription factor kayak (gene kay). Gene Ontology annotation, cellular component: nucleus. Gene Ontology annotation, molecular function: RNA polymerase II cis-regulatory region sequence-specific DNA binding; DNA-binding transcription factor activity, RNA polymerase II-specific. The record is from RefSeq and is a predicted model, not a curated record. Gene Ontology annotation, biological process: regulation of transcription by RNA polymerase II. NCBI's taxonomy places the organism in Eukaryota, Metazoa, Arthropoda, Insecta, Diptera, Tephritidae.
UCAUACGUUUUAACAACGUACGGUGGACCACAUUUGAAUUUGCAAGUUAAGUCAAUACUCACACUCAUUGCUCUUUGAUCCACAUUCAGUUGCUACAAUGUUCAAAUGUGUGUGUUUAGGUGCAUGUGUGCAAAAAUUUAUACAUACACACACCAAUGUAUAUAGUCAACUGCGCGCUAUGGUGUUGGUGCAUGUAUUUUAGAUUCUUUAAAUUAAAAAUUUCCUCUUCGCAAAUAGUGAGAAGAAAAUUAAAAAUUAGUUUAAUACGAAUAUCGAUCCCCUGAAGUGACUGUCUGUUUGGCAGACUUGUACGUGUCCGUUGCGUGUUUUAUUUCACAAAUAAGUUCUAAAUAAUACCUACAUAAAAAAAAUUCAUUAACAAAAAUUGUUUGAAAAAACGAAUGCAUAGCAGACUUCAGUGGGUUUUGAAUUGAAAAAGGAAAGGAGGAGGUCAUAUUGCGUCCCAAUAAUAGAAUGAAAUAAAAUAUAUGGAAGCAGAGAAGAAAACAAGACAUAUACGCGCAAAAUUGUCGAACGAACGUAUAUAGUAUUUUCAAAAUACACUUUACGAAAAACAAAAACGAGUAACGACAAAAUAAAAAUUUUCCAUUUUCAAAUAACGAUUAUACGAUAUUGUAAAAAAAGCACGAAUUGAAAACGAACUUAGCACAAGAAAGUCAAUAGUGAAACAACGUUACAUAAUUAAAUAAAAAAUGCAAAUGCGUGUAUGAAUGUACAUAUUACGAGGAAAAUAUAAACAACGUUUACAAAGUACCUAUGUACCACACUUAACAUUGCUUCUAAAAAGUUAACAUGACUAUGAUUUAGGCGUAGGGCAAGUUUAGAUUUAAAGGAAUUUUAUUUUAGCAUCUUUAGAGGCCUCAUGGCUCAGCAGGGUUAAGUGCAUAAAAUAAUAUAAAUACUUUCACCUCGAUUCUGACUAGUUAAUAAGUUAUUAUGUGUACGGCGAUGAUUUCGAGCAACGCAAUCAAGCUUAACGUUGAAAAGUUAAAAAUCAAACCCAAAAUAUCAACGACAAAAUAUCGACGACAAAAGAGGCAAAAGCAGUCCUCAUCCACAGUGACGACCUUUCACGCCACUACGAGCAGAGUGUGCUUAAUGCGCUCAAAAAACUUAUUUUCAAUCAAAUUUAACCACCAGAGACAUAAGCCAACGAAAUUACAAAGAAAAGGAAAUUUAAAUUAAUCAUAAAAAUUGAUGAAAUUUGUGAUUUAAAAGUGCCGGUAUAACAUGCUACAAAAACAUUUGAAGAUGAUAAAGUAGUAUCGAAAAAUAUCGUUACACAAAACUCGACCAGUUUACGAUCCUGUACGAAACUGUUUUAGAAUACGUAUAAAUGUAUUCAUCGAACAUACGAAACUCAAACCAAAAGUGGAAAAAUUCGAACUCGAAGAAUAAAUAAAUAAAUAUAUAAUUUAAGAAAUUUAUAAAAGUUUUAAAAGUAAAAUAAAUAAAAUUGUUUGAAAAGAGAGAUCAUUAACCAUAUAUAUGCUGAUUUUACAAGUGCAUACUUCAUAGUAGUAAAAAAAGACUUAUAAUUAGUCAUUAGAAGCUAUUAUAUUAAAAUUAUAAAUUUAAGAUAUUUUACACCGCAAAGGUACAGUGUUAUGGUUCAUUAUAUUUAGGAGUAUUACCACCCUUUAUUUACGCUCAAUCUAAAGUGGUGGAGGCAAAAUAUUUAUAUAUAUAUUUAUGCCAUUCUUUAUAUAAUAUAAUUUAAAUAAAAUAAUAAAAGGCUAUUUAUAACUGUUAAGUAGUUUGAUAAGUUUUAAAUAAAAAUUCUACACUUUUUCCCCAUCGAACGGCGCAAGAUAAAACUUAUUUAUGAGGCAAUAUAAUUAUCAAACGUACUCAGGGUACCAGCAUACGAAUGCGCAACGGCAAUCCCAUCAAAAUGUACACAACAACUCGGUGCAUCCAUUACAUCAGCAGCGUGCACAUAUUUUCCGCUUCGGGCAACAUCAACCAGAACGCCAACAACACCAAACACAGCAAAAGCAACAGCGCCAGCAAAAAUUAGACGAUUUAACGGCUACUCAGCCAUUGCCAAUGCCAACAAUGUCACCACUGCAGCAAUUUUCUUCAUAUCCUUGGUACCAGCAGUCAGCAACGCAACAACAUAAUCACUAUACAGCUGACAAAGCAAUAAAUGUUGAUACAAACAGCAAUCCAACAAUUUCAAUACCUUCUUCACCACAAUGCACGCAUGAUACAGAUUACCUAUCCCAUAUAGAAAAUAACCUGAACAAUAACCAUGGUUCUUACUAUAGAAAUAAUAUGUUAAAUAAAAUAAGUAACAGCAAUAAACUUCAGCAGCACCAGUUAGAGUCGCCACAAACAUUAAUUGCUAAUAAUCGGCAUGCGCAGUUGCAACAACAACAUAAUCACCAUAAUAUUCAACAACAGCAACGACACUUAACUCAUCAACAAUGCACGCAAUGCUUGCAGCCCCAGCAACAUUUUCAAUUACAAUAUGAACCACAACAAAGAGCACGUCAAAGUGGUGGUAAUUCUAGUAAUGACAAUAAUAAUCCAAAUAAUCAGCAACUGUUAGAGAGAACUUUGAUUGAAAAACAGCAACCGCAACUACUUCAACUACCUGAGACAGUUACUAACAAUUCUACCUCCUUUCCGGUCAAUUUGCCCAUAGCGCCCGGUAAUAGUGACGAAUGCAAUACCAAUGAUGUGGAAGGAACUAUCGACACCGUCAACACGGCUGCGGAUUGUCGAUUCUCGAUGGAUGCUUACGAAAUCGCAAAUUUUCUAGCUAAUGAGCUUUUUAUGCAGCAGCUCGUUUCAGUGGAUGGCAUUCAAAGUGGCGUACCUACGUUAACCACAUCUACAUUAACGCCGACGACGUUACGCAGCAUCGAAGAAACGUUCAUACAGUUGACAGCAGAUCACUCAAAUCCUCCCUGUCAGGCAGGUUUUAUACCACCGCCUGUUACUUCCAUUCAAAAUUCCACUAGCCCUAUAUUCAGCGGUGCUAUACCAAAUUACAAUGAGAUUGAUAUGGAUGAUUCACAAGCGUCCUGGAAUUCACAACUUCACGAUGAUAAUUCACAGGCUACAACAGAUAAUUCAAGCGCCUCAUUCCCUAAUGGACUCAAUGGUACCAGCAACGCUUCACUCGCUACCUCAACAACUUCGUCAAAAAAUGAUUUCACAAUGCUACAUAACGCCAUUGGAUCAGAUACUGGCAAACAUGCUGGAAAUCUUUUGCUCACAAAUUCUCCCAACAGCAGUAACGUUCAUACCUCGAGCAGUGCCACAAACACCACAAUUACACCCACACCGACGCGUCGUAAUCAAGGUGGUCGCCGUCCUGCUAAACCAACUAAUAUGUCUCCCGAGGAAGAGGAGAAGAGACGCAUACGCCGUGAACGUAACAAAUUGGCUGCAGCACGAUGUAGAAAGCGUCGAGUCGAUCAAACUAAUGAACUGCAAACAGAAGUAGACCGGUUGGAAAAUAUACGGGAGUCGUUAACAAAAGAAAUUGAGAACCUUAAAGUUACCAAAAACCAAUUGGCUUUUAUUUUAGAAGCGCAUCGACCUACGUGCCAAAAGGUAAGGCAAGACUUAUUGAGCGUGCACACCUAUGAUGGACUGAUCGCACCAACGAAUGGCAAUAGUAAUGACAGUAAUAGCAAUAUUAUUGGAGUAGAUACCACGCUGUCAUCUGUAGGGCGAAGUGGCUCACCUAUCGAUCUUAAACCUGUCAUUUUGGAUAUGGUAUCCCACAUUAAGAAUGAACCUUUAGAUAAUACGUUGGACUCGAAUUCAUCACAAGGCCAUGAUGGACCUCCAUCGCCCAAGCGCAUACUACUAUCUGAUAAUAAUCCGAUGGUGCAACCACCAUUGCCGAAUGUUUCAACAUUAUCUGCUUCAUUGGCUGCGGCAUCCGCAUCAUUAAACACACCAAUUAUGACGGCGGCACCGGUUAGCUUUGCUAGUCUUGUUUCCGGCACCAGUAUUUCCAACAAUAAUAAUAAUAAUAUAGUAAAUAGUAUUGCAAUCAGUAACGCUAUUACUGGCACAUUGAGUGCCCCACAUAAGCCAAUACUGAGUGGUGGUAAACAGCGUCCCAACUCUCUACCUACAAACUUACGUAACCAGGCACAAAAUCUCGCUUUAAAUACAGAACGUCCGCCAACUGACAUCAAUGGUGUUGCCAUACAAACCCCCUCGACAGGCAUGUUUAAUUUCGACUCUUUGAUGGAUGGUGGCACUGGAUUGACUCCCGUUUCAGGUCCAUUGGUGCCAAAUUGCUCAUCACAAAACAAACAUCCAUUAGAAAUUCAAACACCUACAAGUGAGCCAUCAAAAUUGGUUAGCUUAUAACAAUAAAAAUGGCAAUCUUUUGAAACAGUAUAAGAGUCUGGUACAAAAGACGACGGAUAGAUGAGGUUAGAAGUAAGAAUGAAAUAGUUAAGAAACACCAGUCAAAUAUUUACAAAAUUUCAAUGAGUAUUGUGGUAUUGUAUUAGUGAGACCUAAAAACUCUUGCAGCCUUAAACAGACAAAAACAAAGACACAAAAAUCCUUAUUUAUACAAACAUUAAAAUAUUUACGUAUCUAGUAUAUGUAUUAAAUGAAUGAAGUGCAUGCGCAUGCGUUACGGAUGCCAUAAAGAAGAUUAAUGUUUAUUUUAUACAUAUGUACAUAUGAAGGUAAAUAAAUUAUUUUUGAUGCAAAAAGAUUCAAUUGCUUUGUAUAACUUGUGGGUCGUAACAUAUAAUUGAGUAAUUUUUAAGCAAUCAUACAUAAAUACAAUUUUAUAAAAAAUUUUAUUAUAUGUUUAAUCUUACAAAAUAAACAUAAAAAUGUUUAGAGUUAAUUUAAAAAAAUUGACCAUCGUUCAAAAUAUAAAGAAAGUAAUUAGAAUUGAAUUGGGAAGAAACAAAUGAAUAUUUAUUGUAUUAUUAUAUUUUAAACUCAUUUAUUUGGUUCACGUUGUGAUGAUUUUCAUAAUUUAUGGUUAUUUAUUUGAUCUUAAUGUUUUCAUUUAACGAACCGAAAUCAAGAGUUUUGACUACAAUACAAUAAGGUAAACGUAAAAUUAUGUUGCUUUGAAUUUUAACCACAAAAUUUAUUUUACAUUUUACAAUUUAUUUUUUAUAAAUAUGAUACUUAACUAACGGAAUUGUGUUUAACAACAUUGAGAAUGCGUUGUGAUAUUAAAAAAAAUUAAAUGAUAUGUAUUUAUAUACAUGAAAAGCAAUUUAUAAAAACUAAUCCAUUAAUUUAAUGUAAUAAAAUUUGCUGUAAUUUUAACAAAUCAAAACAUUGUAAAACAAUUAUGUAUUGUCAGGUUAACUGAAUUUGUGAAGAAAUCAAGAUAAUCUUUAGAAAGAACAAUUGAAAUUGCCUUUAUGUGUAACAAAACAAAUUAAAAACUAAAUAUCUUUCUACAGUGAUAUGCAUAUUUAUUUGUAAAUAUAUGUGUUUAUAUACGUAUGUAUUCAUAUAAGCUUCUUUGGUACCAACAAAGUUUCUAAACCAUUAAUACAAAUAUAUAUAUUAGUAAUAUUAUGUAAUACUGCGUAUUCUUUUACAUAGUAAAUAAAUACUAAGAAGUAUGUAAACAUUUAACUGUUUUUGAGUCUGCUAAGCAUUUGCUGCUGGUUGCGAAAUCCUCCUUCCACAAAAAUGCAUGAUUUUUUUGUAGCUUGAAAUAUGGUAGUUGCCUUUACAAUGUCUGCAUAACUAGCAUACAUAUGCAAGAAAUAAUAAAGCUUUUAAGUGUUUAACACUCACUUUUUACAUUUUGGUUGUCCUACACAACUAAAAACAAUAUUUAUAUUUUUAUAAUAGUAAAUAAGAGAAAAAAAUUUUGAAAUAUAAAGGAAAACUUAUAGCUCAAAAUUAAAUUUUUAGUAAUUCUUUACCCUACAUACAUAUGUAUAUGAUUUUCGCUUUAGAUAUGAUAUUCAUGAUAUUCGAUUUAUCACAUUUCAAAAAUAUAUUGUGGAAUUAGAGGACAACGCUUAGGGUAAAGGCAGACAAAAAAAUUCAAAAAUAUACAUAUUGUAGAUAAAUAUUUAAAUAGCUGAAAACAUAAUUUUACAAUAAAUACACUAUAAUACCGACACCAAAUUAAAAGAAUAUUACAAAAGUAAGGAAAUAAAUGAAGCAAACUACUUAUAA